Molecule: messenger RNA, 1089 nt
Organism: Plasmodium adleri (nom. inval.)
Lineage: Eukaryota; Apicomplexa; Aconoidasida; Haemosporida; Plasmodiidae
Product: RH5-Ripr membrane anchoring protein
Exons: 2
Coding region: 1-1089 (362 amino acids)
Source: RefSeq, a predicted model, not a curated record
AUGAAUAUCCCUUUUUACAAAACAUAUUUUUCAUUUUUUCAAAUUGUCUUAGUUGUUCUUUUGUUAUAUAAAAAUAUAAAUUGUGAGAGUCAUCAUGUUUUCAUAAGGACUGAGUUAUCAUUCAUAAAGAACAUUGUUCCUUGUAUUCGUGAUAUGUUUUUUAUAUAUAAGAGGGAAUUGUAUAAUAUAUGUUUAGAUGAUUUAAAAGGCGAAGAAGAUGAAACCCAUAUAUAUGUUCAAAAGAAGGUAAAAGAUUCUUGGAUAACUUUAUAUGAUUUGUUUAAAGAAACUGAUUUAACAGGCCGUCCUCAUAUUUUUGCAUAUGUAGAUGUGGAAGAAAUAAUUAUAUUACUUUGUGAGGAUGAAGAAUUUUCAAAUAGAAAGAAGGAUAUGACUUGUUAUCGUUUUUAUAGUAAUGAUGGAAAAGAAUAUAAUAACAGUGAGAUAACUAUAAGUGAUAAUAUAUUUAAAGAUAGUCUUCUAUCUUCUUAUUCUUCUUUCCCUUUAAAAAUUGAAAAUCGUGAGUACUUUCUAAUAUGUGGUGUAAGUCCUUAUAAAUUAAAGGAUGACAAUAAGAAGGAUGACAUUUUAUGUAUGGCAAGUCAUGACAAGGGAGAGACAUGGAGAACCAAAAUAGUCAUAAAAUAUGACGAGUACAAAUUAGGUGUGCAAUAUUUUUUUCUAAGACCCUACAUUUCUAAGAACGAUUUGUCAUUUCAUUUUUAUGUAGGUGAUAAUAUAAAUAAUGUAAAGAAUGUUAAUUUUAUUGAGUGUACGCAUGAAAAGGAUUUAGAAUUUGUCUGUAGUAAUAAGGAUUUUUUAAAAGAUAAUAAAGUACUUCAAGAUGUUUCUACAUUAAAUGAUGAAUAUAUUGUUAGUUAUGGAAAUAAUAAUAAUUUCAAUGAGUGUUAUAUUUUUUUUAACAAUGAAAAUUCUAUAUUAAUAAAACCAGAAAAAUAUGGUAAUACAACUGCAGGUUGUUAUGGAGGAAAGUUUGUAAAAAUAGAUGAAAACAGAACGUUAUUUAUUUAUUCUUCUUCUCAAGGGAUAUAUAAUAUUCACACUAUAUACUAUGCUAACUAUGAGUAG